CCCAAUUACUUAUAAAAAAAAGUGAGUAGUACAACAUCAAUAAAGUAUAUAAUGACUACAAGGGGAAACAGUCAUCUACACUUCCCCAAAAAGGAGCCUUGGCGCAAUGGUAGCGCGUUGGUUUUCGGCUUUGACUGUCUCUGAUCACCAAAGGUUGUGGGUUCGGUACGUGGCUUUCCUAACGGGAAUCGCUUCUUUCGAUCCAUGUUACUAACGUAAUUUGACGUAGAUCCCCAUGGGCUUCGCUGUCUUCUUUCUCUUUUGCUUUUUUGUUGGUCUCUCCCUCUCUCUUUUUUGCCAUGGACUGUUUGAGUGUGCCUUGAUGCUUCAUAAUCUUCAUGCCUUUUGCGUUUGGCAAUUGCCUUUCUGUGGGUGCUUAUGUUUUGCGGGUAAGCUUGGCUGGAGGCCCCUUUCUUUUAUUUCUCGCCCUCGCAAAAAUGCUGAGUGAGAGGGCUGGCCCUUUGAGUUUCGGCCAUGUGAGACGCAGGGGACAGCAUUGUCUGCGGCGCGCUCGGAUGCCUUGGGGUGCUGGUGAGGUUGCGAAUUUA
Molecule: messenger RNA, 548 nt
Organism: Bipolaris sorokiniana ND90Pr
Lineage: Eukaryota; Fungi; Ascomycota; Dothideomycetes; Pleosporales; Pleosporaceae
Exons: 1
Source: RefSeq, a predicted model, not a curated record